Messenger RNA from Neoarius graeffei (lesser salmon catfish), 3671 nucleotides. RefSeq names its product MRE11 homolog A, double strand break repair nuclease (gene mre11a). Bases 108 to 2213 code for a protein of 701 amino acids. Gene Ontology annotation, cellular component: Mre11 complex; nucleus. The record is from RefSeq and is a predicted model, not a curated record. NCBI's taxonomy places the organism in Eukaryota, Metazoa, Chordata, Actinopteri, Siluriformes, Ariidae. The transcript is spliced from 20 exons. Gene Ontology annotation, molecular function: DNA endonuclease activity; 3'-5'-DNA exonuclease activity; manganese ion binding. Gene Ontology annotation, biological process: mitotic G2 DNA damage checkpoint signaling; mitochondrial double-strand break repair via homologous recombination; mitotic intra-S DNA damage checkpoint signaling.
AAAAAGCUUGAGCUGCGUGCGUUUCCGCUUCUGUGUGGCGGUAGAUGUGAGGUGCACUUCCAGUUUAACUCCGUUCAUUCAUAAACAGCCCGGCUGACGUAGCCAGCAUGACGUCAUCAGGGAGCCCAGUAGAUGAUGAGGACACGUUUAAGAUCCUUAUUGCCACCGACAUCCACCUGGGUUACCUGGAGAAGGACGCUGUCAGAGGCAAUGACACGUUCGUGACGUUCGAUGAGAUCAUGAAGCAAGCAAAACAGAACGAUGUGGACUUGGUGUUGCUGGGUGGAGAUCUCUUCCAUGACAACAAGCCGUCGCGUAAAUCUCUGCACUGCUGCAUGGAGGUGAUGAGGAAGUACUGCAUGGGCGAUAAACCGAUCCUGUUCGAGAUCAUCAGCGAUCAGGCCGUCAACUUCGGGAACAGCAAGUUCCCUUGGGUGAACUACCAGGACGAGAACCUGAACAUCUCCAUCCCUGUAUUCAGCAUUCACGGGAACCAUGACGAUCCGACCGGGGUUGAUGGUCUGUGUGCUCUGGAUGUGUUGAGUUGUGCUGGUCUGGUGAAUCAUUUUGGACACAGCUGUUCGGUGGAGGAAGUGGAGAUCAGCCCCAUACUGCUGCAGAAAGGAAGCACCAAGAUCGCUCUGUACGGCCUCGGCUCGAUCCCGGAUGAGAGGCUGUACCGGAUGUUUGUUAAUAAUCAGGUGACUAUGCUCCGCCCCCGUGAGGACGAGAACACCUGGUUCAAUCUGUUUGUCAUCCAUCAAAACAGGAGUAAACAUGGUGCCACUAACUACAUCCCUGAACAGUUUCUGGAUGAUUUCCUGGACCUGGUUGUUUGGGGCCACGAGCACGAGUGUAAGAUCACUCCAACCCGAAACGAGCAGCAGCUUUUCUACAUCACGCAGCCAGGCAGCUCCGUCGUCACCUCACUGUCUCCUGGAGAAGCUGUCAAAAAGCACAUUGGCUUGCUCCGGGUGAAAGGUCGGAAGAUGAACCUGCAGAAGAUUCCUCUGCACACAGUGAGACAGUUUUUUAUUCAGGACGUGAUUCUUUCCGACCACCCGAAUCUCUUCAGCCCUGAGACUCCCAACGUCACACACAAAGCGCAGGCUUUCUGCCAGCAGAAGGUUGAAGAGAUGUUGGAGGAGGCAGAACGAGAGAGACUCGGAAACCCACUAACACCCGACAAACCUCUCAUCAGGCUACGAGUGGACUACAGCGGAGGGUUCGAGUCGUUUAACACGACGCGCUUCAGUCAGAAGUUUGUGGAUCGAGUAGCGAAUCCUAAAGACAUCCUGCAUUUCAUCCGACACAGAGAGAGUAAAGACAGCAUGAAAGAGGAGAGUAUAGAUUUUGAUUUGCUCCUGUCUCGGCCGUUGUCUGAUGUUCUGCACUUGCGAGUCGAGGAUCUCGUCAAGGAGUACUUUCAGACUGCGGAGAAGAACAUGCAGCUGUCCCUGCUGACGGAGCAGGGGAUGGGCAAAGCCGUGCAGGAGUUUGUAGAUAAAGAGGAACGAGACGCCAUUGAGGAGCUCAUCAACUACCAGCUGGAGAAAACGCAGCGCUACCUCCGGGAACGACACGUGGAGGCCACAGAGGAGAAGAUCGACGAGGAGAUUCGCCAUUUUAGAGACUCAAAGAAGAACACAGUAGAGGAGGAUGAAGAAGUGCAAGAGGCAAUUAACCGGGCGAGAGCUCACAGAGACCGCGCCGAUCCUGUAGGAGACGACGAUUUCAACCAGUUAGACGAACCAGCUGAUGUUGCCAUGGAUUCCGAUGAGGACGACGCCCCUGUGCGGCCGGUUCGUGGAAGAGGGCGGGGUUCCAGAGCAAGAGGAGGGAGGGGCCAAAGCAGUGCAGCAAGAGGAAGAGCACGAGGAGCCGGAUCACAGGCAAGUCGAAGUGGGCGGGGCCAGAAAACUGCUUCUUCAAGUCCUGUUAAAAGCAAGUCGAUAAUGGAUGCAUUCCAGGCUCCGAGAGGAUCCAGAGGUUCUACAAAAUCCUAUGAGGAGGUCCUGAUAGAGGACAGUGACUCAGAGGACAAUGUGUCCUUUGUCAAGACGUCUCGGCCUGCGCAGAAAUUGUCCUCUUUAUCCUCCUCCAGUAGACGGGGCUCCCAGAGUCUCAGCCAGUCAAAUAAAGGAGUUUGCUUUGAUGAGGAUGAUGAUGAGUUUGACCCGUUUAAGUCAGCAGGUCGUCGGGGUAAAAGAUGAUUGGACAAAGCUGACCUACCUCCUCCUGCACACUCCAUCAUCCCUCCAUCCCUCUCUCAUGUUCUUGUCUGUCGUCCCCUCAGCUGCUGGGUCAGUGUUCCUGUGGUUAGAGUUCACUGCAGCACCGUUCACACGUCACUCUAAAGUGCGCAUGAAGUUCACUCUGAAGUUCCCUGCGGUUCAGCUGCAGGUCUUUUAGUUUUGAGAUUUGGUCUGAGUUUUACUUGUGCCCCCCCAGCUCUGCCUCCAGCGGUGUACGUUACUCUUUCUCAGAAACGUUCACCCUGAGAGCGUGCUUACGGAGCGGAGGUGUAUGGACUUGAGGUCGUCUCUCUCACGUGUUCAGUAAUGGAAUUAAUUCAGUAUCUUUUUUAAACGCUCUUCAUGAUGUCAGUGGCUGAGCUUCUGUCAGCCUUUUGUUCUGUUUGUCCUCAUUUUCUCUUCACUGAUUUUGUUCGAAUCUGAAAUCUGUUCGUGUGUAAAACCUCGCUGUCACUAAACCUUUUCAGAUUCCCCUCCAUCUGAUUUGUGUGUUUUUUUCUGUAUUGGAGUUUAGUGCUUGAACGUUUGUGACCCCAUUAGAAUUUUUUAUAUUUCUGCAUGCAUGUGACCUAAAACACCAGAUUUUCACACAAGUCCUAAAAAUUGAUCAAGAACCCAAUUAAACACACGAGACAAAAAUACUACACGUGGUCAUUCAUUUACUGAGGAACAUGAUCUGGGAUUCCAGGCCGUUAAAGGGAUCCUCCAGCGGAUUUACGCUUGAACUUGUGUUCAGUAAAAGUAUUCGUAGAUUUCAACAGUCAAACUUUCAUUUUUGGGAUCAAAUAAUGUUCUAGAAAAAUUUAUUUUUAUUAAAAUACCAGACGGGCCUCAUGUGGAAGGUGACGUACUGUAUGUGAUGACGUUGCGUGGUGGAAGCUUGGAGCAACUCGACUCUUUAUAUCCUCUGCUUACAUCGCAGUUUUGUUAGUUUCACAAGUAUUUUCCUGAAUUUAUAGGUUUUUAAAUAAGUAAAGUACGCCUCAUUGUGCAGCAUAUAAAUGCCAAAAUGAUGCUAAAAAGAAGGACGAAGAGAGAUCUUUUCACCGUUUACCUGGCCAGAAUUAUCCAACUAUCAUGCAAAAGAGUCGUUUGUAAAGAUCGAGUCAAAUCUUUUCCUCUCGCUCGGUACAUUUUCAGCCGUUCAUUCACACCAGUCAAAAACAAGGUACCCUCUGAGGCAGGUUCUAGAGGAUCUUUUUCUAAAGGAUUGUCAGUUGGAUCUGAUUUGAUGUUCCUCGGUGUUGGAGAUGAAGAUCCUUCAGCGCUGUGCAGCUCAGCCACAGAAUACAGAUUUGUCCAGAUUCUGAAGCACAUGGACGGAAUUGUUUUUUUUUUUUUCAACUCAACAAAAACUUUGACUUUAUUUUGUUCAUUAGAAAUUUCAAUAUAGUGAAUUAAAAGUGUGAUAAAUCC